AUGAGGCUCGACGCUACCGACUUGCGGUACAUUACCCCCGAUGAGUUCCGUGUGCUUACAGCCACCGAGAUGGGCUCGAAGAACCACGAAGUCGUCCCGUCGCCGCUCAUCGCCGAGCUGUCCGGUAUCCGCGGCGGACAGGUCAACAAGCUCUGUGGUCAGCUCGCCAAGCGCAACUUGAUCGCGCGUGUCCAGAACGCCAGCUACGACGGAUACCGCCUGACCUACGGUGGACUGGAUUACCUCGCGCUGAGGACGUUUGCCAAGCGCAAGCCGUCGAGUGUGGCCCAGGUCGGCAAGAAGGUCGGCGUCGGAAAGGAGAGUGAUAUCUACCUCGUGAGGGACGAUGAGGGCGAGAAGAGGAUUUUGAAGCUGCAUCGUCUCGGUCGUAUCUCCUUCCGUGCUAUCAAGUCGAAGCGCGACUAUCUCGGCAAGCGCUCGUCGGCGUCGUGGAUGUACAUGUCGCGCCUCUCCGCCCAGAAGGAGUUUGCGUACAUGAAGGUCCUGUACGACAACGACUUCCCCGUGCCCACACCCAUUGACCAGGCGCGCCACUGCAUCGUCAUGUCGCUCAUUGACGCCGACAAUCUGCGCGCCGUCAUGUCCGUCCCCGACCCCGCCGAGCUGUACGGCCAGCUCAUGGAGCUGAUCAUGCGUUUCGCCCGUGCCGGUCUCAUCCACGGCGACUUUAACGAGUUCAACAUCAUGAUCAAGCGCAAGUCGUACGAGCCCAUCGUGCUCGACUUCCCGCAGAUGGUGUCGACGCGCCACGAGAAUGCUGAGUUCUUCUUCAACCGCGACGUCAACUGUAUCCGCCGCUUCUUCCUCAAGCGAUUCCGCUUUGAGGGCCUGGUCUGGCCCGUGUGGCAGGACGUCCUGGACGAGGAGGCCGAGUACGAGCAGAUUGAGCGCGCCGAAAAGGCCAAGAAGGCCGCUGCCAAGCGCGCUGCCGAGAAGGCAGAGAGGCGUGCGGCGGGCGAGGAGGUUUCCGAGGACGAGGCUGAGGCGGAGGCGGAGGCUUCGGAGGUUACCGACGACGUCGACGCCGAGUCUGAGGCGGAGAGCUCAUCGGCUCCCGCGAAGCGCUUGAGGCUGGACCUCGAGGUCGAGGCGAGUGGCUUCAACCGCGCGAUGGAGAAGCAGCUCAUGGACUACAUGGAGCAGGUCGGUGUUAUUCCCGACGGUGACCGUUCGGACAACGACGAGGAGAGCGAAGACGAGGACUCUGAAGAGGACUCUGACGAGGAGGAGGAGGAGGACGAGGAGGCCGAGAAGGAGGCACCAGCACCGCUCGACCCCGAGGCGGAGGCUGCGGCCGCAGCGGCCCGCCUCGCCGCCGUCCGCCUGCACCAGGCUCUGGGCAACGACGGCAACCCCGAGGACCCGCUCCCGACCGUGUCCGACGACGAGGACUAUUACUCUUCGUCGUCUGAAUCCUCGUCUUCGGCCAACUCUGACGGCCCCGCUCCCUCGGACUACACCCAAUACGUGCGCCAGCCCAAGCCCCGUCCCCUGAGGAUGCAGGUCGCCAAGCUCGGUGCCGUCGACGAGCGGGCCGAGCUCAAGAAUAUUGUGGCCGGCGACCUCCAGAGGCAGAGGCGUGGCGCUGCCAAGCACUCGGGCAGCAGGACCAAGCUCGGAAACGCAAAGGGACACAAGUGGAAGAACAGCGCGGACCACAUCACGGGACAGAAGGGUAACUCGGGCUGGGACUAG
Messenger RNA from Apiotrichum porosum, 1716 nucleotides. RefSeq lists its product as uncharacterized. The record is from RefSeq and is a predicted model, not a curated record. The coding region runs from base 1 to 1716 and encodes 571 amino acids. Gene Ontology annotation, biological process: protein phosphorylation; maturation of SSU-rRNA. Lineage: Eukaryota; Fungi; Basidiomycota; Tremellomycetes; Trichosporonales; Trichosporonaceae. The transcript is spliced from 5 exons. Gene Ontology annotation, molecular function: ATP binding; protein serine/threonine kinase activity. Gene Ontology annotation, cellular component: nucleus; preribosome, small subunit precursor; cytosol.